UGUUGUAUGUCUCUUUAUCCCUUUGAGGGGCCUGUCAGAAACCCUGGGCUCAUCCAUAGCAUCUUGUGAUCUCUGCGUUCCUCAGCCUGGCUCUGGUGCCAUCAAACCUUGGUCUCAGGAGCUUGGACAGGCAUCUGAAUCUCUUUUCUUUUGGAAAGCAUCCAGUCUGAUCUCUUAAGGUCUUACUCUGACCUGUAUUGCCAGCUGUGCACCUGAAGGAUCCAUUACAAGAGAUGAGGAAUUAGAGGAAUGGGAAGAUAAGAAGAGGAUUCUCAGGCAUCCAUCUCUGCAAUUCUUGAAGCAAAUCAUUCUGCUGGCAUCUUUUUCCAGCCUUGUCAGCUUGCUGUCAGUCUUCCCUCAGUGAUCUCAUUUUGCAUUCUCUCAGUCCUCGUGGUUCUUCUUGCUGAGUUUUUUUCGUCCCCCUGUCCUCCCCUCGUUUGUCAUGUCCUGUGUCACGGGUGCCUGCACGCAUUUGGUCUGGAGCUGCUCUGCCCUGAUGCAUAGUCAAGAUAGGACAAGGUGCAGGGACUUGCGUUUUGUACUGUGGGAUGGUGUUGGACUCUAGAUCAGAUCUGCAGAUUCACUCAAGAUGUCUGGGGCUGCCCAGCUGUUAUGCUGGGCUUUAAAUUUUGUUCUAAGUUCUUUUUACCUGCAGUUUACCUGGGGUUUUGGGUAGAAAAUGUGUGGGGAUGUCUCUUAGCUCUCAGGUAACCACUCACUGACCUCCCGCUUCUGUCUCGCAGGUCCCCGAGGCAGAUUUCCAGUUCUCAGCCGCCACCUUUCAUGGAACCUGUCCCUCGAUGUUGAGGACCAGCAGCCAGAGGAUGCGGUCAAGCAUCCUGUUCACCGUACCGUUUCAGGGCAGUGACAGCGAGUACGAGGUGGACCCGGGGCACCAGAAGGGCAUCUCCCGGGCACAGGCUUACAGCUACACCGAGAGCGAUUCGGGCGAGCCCGAGCACACCCCGCUCUCCCACAGCACCUCCACGCAGCAGGGCAGCCUGUUCCGCCCCAAAGCCAGCAGGACUCCCACCCCCCAGACCCCCGGCAACGCCCCAGCAGCUAGCCGGGACCCUGUGAAGCACCGCCAGGUGACUGCCCACUGUGAACCGCCCAAGGUGAGCUGCCCACAG
This is a messenger RNA of Catharus ustulatus (Swainson's thrush), 1133 nucleotides long. RefSeq names its product protein sidekick-2-like. The transcript is spliced from 3 exons. Lineage: Eukaryota; Metazoa; Chordata; Aves; Passeriformes; Turdidae. The annotation marks the transcript as partial. The record is from RefSeq and is a predicted model, not a curated record.